Messenger RNA from Pelobates cultripes (western spadefoot toad), 159 nucleotides. Lineage: Eukaryota; Metazoa; Chordata; Amphibia; Anura; Pelobatidae. The record is from the annotation of a GenBank genome assembly.
AUGGCUGAGCGGCCUCUGGAGGAGCUGAUGGCCGUGAUCCAUGAGGCAGCCUGGCUGCGUGAGCAGGGGGUCAUAAUGGCCACGGGGGCUGGCGUGGCAACGGAGGCUGCCGCAAUGCUUGAGCACGGGUCCUGCGGAUGUGGAUGGUGCCGGGACUGG